AUCUGAAAGUGAUACAAAUAAAGCACAUUAAGUACAGUAGUGCCUAAUGUGCUUAUAUUCUCUUUUGUGAACACCGAUAUGGUAGUAGUACCGACGUAGUUGUGGUCUGACGAUCUCUUAGCAACCGAUCUCUAAAUAAAUGUGUUGAUUAUAUUAAAUUUCUCUUUAAACUAAAUAUAAAGCCAAAAUAAAAUAUAUGAAAUAUUAAUGAUAUGAUUUUUAAAUAUUAUUUUAGUUAAUAAUUGCUUUAUUGAUUUAAAAGUUAUGUAUUAUAGAAAAAGAGCAUGCAUACAUAAUUUGGAUUAUAUUCAAUAAAAAUAUUUAGUAAGUCUUAAUAAUUACUGUGCAUGUAUUAAAAUGCCUCUGUGUGAAGCGCCACGUCUAGAGCUCGGAAGUGCGCCACAAACUCCUAGUGUCGUACCGUCGCCGUCUUCAUCAGAAAUAUCCAGUGCAAGUUCGCCAGAGCCUCCGAAUGUUCGGACCACCUCUUUAUUUAGGGCACUUGCUAUGCCCCUACCGGAACCUGAACAGCCUCCAGGUCAGGAAGACCUGGAGCGACGUUUACCUGGUUACCGACGUAUCGUCAUACCCCGAGAACUAACGUUGAUAGAACUCUUAAAACAAUCCAGUGGUGUGAGUUCAGAUGAAGAAGUUCUCAGGAUUAGGGAGGCGAAGCUUCGCGUCAUAGCCGAAAGAGUUGGCCUGAGACGACUGCAUGUCCUAGCGCCCAGGUUGCGUUCGUUAAUUUUGGACGGCAGUGCACUUUCCUCUUUAAGAGAUCUUGGGAUCGGCCUGGUUCAUCUUAAGGUACUAAGCGUAAACCGUUGUGGUUUGACUAGCUUAGACGGAGUAUGGGGCUUGGGAGCUCUUCGUGAACUAAAUGCGGCCGGGAAUCGUCUACACGAUUUACAACCGUUGGGUGCAUUACAGAAACUUCACACUUUAAAUAUGGCUGAUAAUCCAAUAGUGGAUUCUACCCGUCUAUGGACUUUGGGUGUCUGUGGGUCACUUCGACGAUUAACCCUACAGGGAACUCCAGUAUCUGAAUGUCCACAAUAUCGUCCCAGAGUAGCCGCGGUGUUGCCGAUGCUAGUUUAUCUGGAUGAAAGGCCUUUACAUAGAGAUAUCGAAUACGAUUCAGAAGGAAUAUUUGGACCAGCGUCAUCAUCAUCUGACUCAGAAGAGAGUGACGCGAGUGGUGGAAAUGAUUUAUUGGAAACGUCACACCUGCCAAAUCGGACAUCAGACACUGCACCGAAAAAUUCUAAUAACCUUCAACCAGAAUCUAGUCCUGAGAAAGCGUCCAGUUCGGUAGAAUCGGACGCAGUACCUAAUCAUUUGCUGCGUCGAAGACCAGCUACCACUGAAGGAGCCGGUGCAAGAUCUCGGACAAUCCUCGAGAAUCGACCAAAAACAGCGACUGAUCGACCAAGUUUGGAUGCACCAACCAAACUAGAGAUACUCAACACUCUCAUGGAUAAAGAGUGGAGAUGCAGUGGCAGUAAAUUGACAUCUCACGGUGCGGUUUGCGGAAAUUUGGCGAGAUCUUUGCGGCGUUUAAGUGCGAAUUCCUCCAAAUCAUUUGAAAUCGAGAAGGAGAUAGUGGAAGAAACGAUGGAAGAAGCCAGUCGAGCUAUAGCCGCAGAGAUCCCACGGGCUCCCUGCUUAGAAGACUGGAUGAAAUUUAAAGAACAGACUGGAAUCGAAAUAGAUAUUGAUUUCAACGAGAGGCCGAGAGACGUAGAUCCUCUGAAAGCUAUAGAGCGUCUAGAACAAAUUGAAAGAGAAACAAUUCAAAGACUAGACAAUGAUCAAAACGGGAGAGAACUUAAUAAUGCUACAGAUUUUAAUUUACCGAAUGCAGCAGCUUCGUUUGCAAGCUGUACCAUGUCCCUUUUGGAAGAAUGCGAAUUAUGGCGGGCGGAAAGAGAGCCCGAACCAAAUAAUGUUCUCUCGUUUGAAGAAUUUUCUCCCAGAAAUAUGACGAGUCGUAACCACUAUGAGUCGGAAUUCGAAUAACUUUCUCGAAGUCGUGCCGCUCAAGAGAAAAUUAGCGGUACGGUAAAACUUGUGUACUCAACACGAAAAGUAUUGUUUGUUAUGUUUUACAAGAUUAUACAAUGAUAAAGUUUGUUAUUUAUAAAUAAAAUUUGGUAAUGC
This is a messenger RNA of Bombyx mandarina (wild silkworm), 2160 nucleotides long. RefSeq lists its product as uncharacterized. Gene Ontology annotation, molecular function: protein binding. Lineage: Eukaryota; Metazoa; Arthropoda; Insecta; Lepidoptera; Bombycidae. The record is from RefSeq and is a predicted model, not a curated record.